Molecule: messenger RNA, 122 nt
Organism: Cetraspora pellucida
Lineage: Eukaryota; Fungi; Glomeromycota; Glomeromycetes; Diversisporales; Gigasporaceae
Source: the annotation of a GenBank genome assembly
ACGAGGGCGAUAGAUAUGUUGGAUAGUUGUGGACAAUGGACUAUGGACAAUGAAUAUGUUGGAUGGUUGUAUACGAGGGACGAUGGAUAUGUUGGAUGGUUUUGGACGAUGGAUAUUGUUAG